Molecule: messenger RNA, 1590 nt
Organism: Petromyzon marinus (sea lamprey)
Lineage: Eukaryota; Metazoa; Chordata; Hyperoartia; Petromyzontiformes; Petromyzontidae
Gene: LZTFL1
Product: leucine zipper transcription factor like 1
Biological process (GO): negative regulation of protein localization to cilium
Cellular component (GO): cytoplasm
Source: RefSeq, a predicted model, not a curated record
CAAUCGCAGAGGGGCUCGCGUUGCUGCCAUGGUAACCGACCUACGCCGUACUGGUGCAGCCUCGGACCUCCCGGCCACACCACCACCACCAACAUCGCCAAAGUUUAACCGCUCGAACGCAAAUUAUCUUACUUUUUUUAAAUAACAAGACAGCCUCAGGGUCCGUUAAACUACACCCGCGCCUCUGUCGUGGCCGAGCGCGACGCGUGGAAAUGGCUGAGCUGGGCCUGAGCGAGCACCACCAGAACGAGGUGAUCCAGUACAUGCGCUUCGCCCGCUCCAAGCGCCUGCUGCGCCUGAAGACGGUCGACUCGUGCGUGCAGGACCUUAAGGAGAGCCGGCUGGUGGACGACACGUUCACGGCGGAGGAGGUGGCGGACAUGCUGGAGGGGCUGCGCGUGGUGGUGCGCGGGGAGCUCGAGUCGGAGCUCAUCCACACUGCGCACACCAACGUGCUGCUGCUGCGCCAGCUCUUCAGCCAGGCCGAGCACUGGCACCUCAAGCUGCAGGCCGACGUCUCCGAGCUUGAGAACCGAGAGCUGCUGGAGCAGAUAGCCGAGCUGGAGAAAUCUGAGUUCAUUGCAGCCGGAAAAAAGCCCAGCACGGAGGUCAGCAAGGCCAAGCUGGCCCCCCUGAGCGACGUCGGCGCGACCGAGCUGCUGAACAAGGAGAUUCAGCGGCUAAGAGAGGAGAAUGAAAAGCUGAAGGUGCGCAUCAAGAUGGUGGAGACGCAGGCGACCAGCGCUCUCGAGGAGAGGUCUCGUCUGGAGAGAAGCCUCAAGGAGGCGUCCCUGCACCCACCUGCAGAUCAGCGGUCGCCCCCGGCGACGGACCUGAGCGCGCUGGAGCAGCAGGUGUCGGCGCUGCGUGCGGACCUGCAGCGCGAGCAGAGCGCCGGCGCGACCGGAGCUGCGGCCCUGCAGGAGGGCCUCGCCGCCAGCCAGCACGAGCUUCUGCGCAUCAAGCAGCAGCUCGAGGUGGCCGAGAAGGAGCUGGACAGCAAGUUCCAGGACACGGUGGCCUACCGCAAUCUCAAGGACAUGCUCGCGCGCAAGAACGACUCCAUCAAGGACCUGCGCAAGCGGCUGUCGCGGUACGAGCCCGAGGACUAGCGCGGUGAAAAAUAUGGGGGGGGGGGGGGGGGGCCCUGGCUCUGUGUGGGACCCCCCCCCCCCCGCAACUCCCCAGCCCCCCACUGCCUCACUGCCCACGUUGAAGGGGCCGCAGUAACGACGCCCUCGCCGCACACGUCGAUCCGACCCUCCCUCGCUCUUCCUCCUCACCCCCCCCGCCACCGGCACCACCGCCUCCACAGCGCGGCGAGACCGCUUAAGCCGCGCGGCGCUGGAAAUCGGGCAUCACGGCGCUUCAGAGCAGGCGUGGGCAACCUACAGCCCACGGGGGAGGGAUGUUACCCACAACUUCGUUUUAGAAAUAACAGCACCACGCUGCAGAGGUGUGUGCUGCUACUCCCGCCGCUGUUGCUACUGCUGCUCACAAACAGCAGGGGUUAGCACUCCGCGCUACGAACACGGCGACCCGAGUUCGAUUCCCGCUCACGGCCCGCCAACAGUGACGAUGAUCUGAACC